UUCAAUUCCAACAUUUUCUCUUUUCAAUUCGGUAAUUGCUACCAUAUUUUCCUCUUCUUUAGGGUUUCGAAUCAGUGUUUCCCUCUCUUUUCCAUGUCUUCAUCUCCUAAAUCUCAUACAUCGUAACCCUAAUUUCGUUUACAAUCACCCAUGGACGGCGACUUCACUGGUGGAGAACCGGUAGGGAGGACGUCGACGUCCUAUGAAGCGGCGGGAGGACGGCGGAGGUUUACGGUGGAGCUCAGGCCGGGUGAGACAACAAUUGUGUCGUGGAAGAAGCUUCUCAAGGACGCUAAUAAGUCCAAUGUCAAUGUUGUCGGUUCUGGUCCAACGGUUGGAGCUCCUGCUAGCAUUCAAACUCCAGUGCCGCAUCCUGCUCUCGAGGCUCGAUUAGCUCCGGGACAACCUGCUGAUAAGGAAGUCAAGGAUGCACCUCCUGGCAAUCGUUUAAAUGCUGUGAUAGAAAAGAUUGAACGCCUAUAUGUGGGCAAACAAAGUGAUGAUGAGGAAGAUCUUAAUGAUUUCCCUGAUGACGAUGAAUAUGAUACUGAAGAUUCAUUCAUAGAUGAUACUGAGCUGGAUGAAUAUUUUCAGGUUGAUAACUCAGCAAUAAAGCAUGAUGGUUUCUUUGUCAACCGCGGAAAGUUGGAGCGCAUUGAACCAGUUUCACCAAAGAAUCAGCAACCAAAAAAGAAGAGAAGAAAAGAUCUGGCAAAAAGCCAUGUUGGGGAUGAUGAUGGACACAAUCCAAGUAAACCUGUAAAAGUCGGAAAGAAGGCUGGGAAACCAGUACCAGUUGUUAGUGAAACAUCUCAUCCAUCUCAUGGUGUUGCUUUGCAAAAUGUAUCCCAUGAAGAAAAAUUCCCGAAUCAGUUGAAUGUUUCUGAAAUACCAAUAACAAAGAAAGCUGCAGAUACCCAAAAUAUGUUGGAGCUAUCUCCAUCAGCAUCAUUGCGUGGCAAUUCUGCAGAAGAAAAAGACCUUGACCAGCAGAAAAUUGGAGUUACCCAAUCCAAGAAUCUAGGUGACAAGUUAAAAGAUGGUUCUGAAAUAUCUGGAAAAUCAUCUCAGAGGUUACAUGACAGAAGUUCUUAUGCUCAAGAGAAAUCUAAUGUAGGAAGAUCAAUAAACAUUUCUGAAGGAAUAGACCAGUCUGUUCAGCGCCGUGAUGAGAAGUUUAAUGUCAGUGGCUUUGAGGGCAAGAACUCAGCUCAGACUAUGGUGCUCCCUAAAACUAUACAGAAAGAUCCUGCCAUGCAGAGAAAGGAAGGAUCGAGUGGUAGACCAAAAGGUACAAUGCUUGAGAAGGCCAUCAGGGAUUUGGAGAAGAUUGUUGCAGAAUUAAGGCCACCGAAUAUGGAGGUUCAGGAUGCUGAUAAUUCAUCUCAGGCUAUCAAAAGGAGGUUACCACUUGAAAUAAAGCAGAGGCUGGCUAAAGUUGCCCGAUUGGCGCAAGCUAGUCAUGGAAAAAUAUCCAAUGAGUUAAUUAGUCGUUUAAUGAGUAUUGUCGGCCACUUAAUACAGCUUCGCACAUUGAAGCGGAACUUGAAAAUCAUGGUCAAUAUGGGGCUGUCAGCAAAACAAGAGAAAGAUAACAGAGUUCAGCACAUAAAGAAGGAGGUUGCUGAGAUGAUUAAGUUGCGGAUUCCAGUGAUGAAAUCAAAGUUGCUUGAACAACAAGCUGGAGCUUCUGAUGACUUCCAAGAAGCAAGUCCUGAAGAGAAAGAAGCCUUUAAGAGAAAAUACAGCAUGGAUGUUGCAUUGGAAGACAAAAUAUGUGACCUUUAUGAUCAUUUUGUUGAGGGCCUGGAUGAAGAUGCUGGUCCACAAGUCAGAAAGUUGUAUGCAGAGCUUGCAGGAUGUUGGCCAAAUGGAUUUAUGGACAAUCAUGGUAUUAAACGUGCUAUAUGUAGAGCAAAAGAUAGGAGGAGAGCAUUGCACGCCCGACGUAAGGACGGAGAGAAAAUUAGGAGGAACAAGUUAUUGGCCACAAAGGAAGGGGAUACUACUAGAGUAGAUGCUGGACCUAUUGCCCAGUCGGUGCAUAUCCAAGAAAAGAUUGUAGUUGAUCAUUCUUCAACUUCAACAAACAAGCCAGUAUCCAGUAGUGCAGCUGUAAAUGCUUCUGCACGAAUGCAUGUUUCCAUAGCUAAUGGUUCUGAUGUGAAUCGUCUAAAGCAGGAGAAGCUAAAGGGAGUUUCUGGCAGCUCUGUUGAUCCACGAGGACCAGAUGCGGUGCCAAAAAAGAAAAUGAAGAGGAAACAUGAGUCAGAAUUGGGUGAAAGCUUGUUUCACAGCGAGAAAUUGACUUCCGCACAGGCAGAGGAGAAGAACAAAACCAACAAGCAUACUGGUUGUCCUACUCCAAAACCAAAUAAUGUUGCGACCUCCGGCUUUGAACAGCUGACAUGAUGCAAUUUCUGCCUCUUGCAGCUUCAGUGAUUGCCCCUCUUUUCUAGUUCUGUAAUUAUAUAGUUAUCCUGGCGCGUUACCCAUAAGAAACCGAGUCUCUUAUUUUGAAGUUACAGAUUAAAGGCACAUUUAGUUAAGGCAAAAAAUUAGAAAAUUGAUGUCUUAUUAGCAGUUAGGCUCUCUGCUGUGGGGCAUUUUGAUGCUAGUUUUAUUUAUGGGCUGGAAAUUACUCU
This is a messenger RNA of Solanum verrucosum, 2645 nucleotides long. RefSeq names its product ubinuclein-1-like. The record is from RefSeq and is a predicted model, not a curated record. Gene Ontology annotation, cellular component: nucleus. NCBI's taxonomy places the organism in Eukaryota, Viridiplantae, Streptophyta, Magnoliopsida, Solanales, Solanaceae. The transcript is spliced from 13 exons. The coding region runs from base 151 to 2412 and encodes 753 amino acids.